AUGGAAAAAAUCCGAGUCCUGGAUCGCAAAUGUAUUAGGACUUGCCUGAGGGUAUACCGCUCUCGUGAGUCCAACUUCAAGAAGCAAAUCAGCAAUGAAACUCUAUACAACAUUGCUAACAUCCCCCGGAUCGACAAUUUUAUAAUUAAGCUAACGCGAGAUUACUUUGCGAAAUUCUCUUCAAUUGAGAAUAAAGAAAUUGAAAAGAUCUUGGAAACACCUGACCAACAGAUCUACAUCACGAACCACAACUCAGCUUGCCUACCACCCCAAGCGUUUAUCUACUUUGACAAAAAAGGCAUCAUACAAGACAGCAACAACGUACCAACAUACUCAACUAACAAGAAUUUAUAUCCUAAUUGGAUACCUCUCAAUACAUAUUUAAUUAACAAAAUAUUUAGGUUCUAA
Cotesia congregata is the source of this 408-nucleotide messenger RNA. NCBI's taxonomy places the organism in Eukaryota, Metazoa, Arthropoda, Insecta, Hymenoptera, Braconidae. The record is from the annotation of a GenBank genome assembly.